Molecule: messenger RNA, 948 nt
Organism: Gastrolobium bilobum
Lineage: Eukaryota; Viridiplantae; Streptophyta; Magnoliopsida; Fabales; Fabaceae
Product: carboxylesterase 1-like
Exons: 1
Coding region: 1-948 (315 amino acids)
Molecular function (GO): hydrolase activity
Source: RefSeq, a predicted model, not a curated record
AUGUCUCAGCAUCAAUCAACCAUUGAUCCUUCAAAGAACCAGGAUGGUACUCUCACCAGACACAUGCAAUUCCAAAACACACAAGCCACACAAGACCUAGACACUACCCUCGUUAAUGUUCUCUCCAAAGAUGUCCCCCUUAACCCUAUCAACAGCAAUUGGCUACGUAUAUUCCUACCCCGCACUGCACUCUCCAACCAGAGAAAACUUCCUCUGAUUGUGUAUUACCAUGGUGGUGGUUUUGUAUACCUAAGUGCUUCUUCCACCAUAAACCAUGACUUCUGCUUCAAAUUGGCUGAAAAACUCCCCGCCGUGAUUGCCUCCGUCGACUACCGUCUUGCCCCGGCAUCCCGCCUCCCCGCCGCCUAUGACGACGCCGUUGAAGCCUUGCAUUGGCUGAGAGUCACCGAUGAGAAAUGGGUAUGUGAAUUUGGUGAUGUUUCCAAUUGUUAUCUCAUGGGAUCCAGUGCGGGAGGGAACAUGGCUUACCAUGCAGGGCUACGUGCAUCCGUUGGUAAGUUUGACCCUUUGAAGAUCAGAGGGUUGAUAUUACACCAGCCCUUUUUUGGUGGGUCCCAAAGAACUGAGUCUGAGUUGCGGUUGAUUAAUGAUCCUGUUCUGCCUCUUAGGAGCUGCGAUCAGAUGUGGGAGUUGGCAUUGCCAGAGGGUGCGAACAGGGACCACAAGUAUUGCAAUCCGACUGUUGUAGAAGAAGGGGAUGAUAUCUGCUUUGAUGAAAUCAAACGGUUGAGAUGGAAGAUUCUUGUUACGGGUUGUUAUGGAGACCCUUUGAUUGAUCGUCAAGUGCGGUUGGUGGAGAUGUUGAGAAGCAGAGGUGUUGAUGUUGUGGGACACUUUGGAGAAGGUUUUCAUGGGAUAGAACUUUUGGACCCAAGCAAAGACGAGCCCCUCUUUGUUCGAGUGAAAGAUUUUAUACACCAAUGCUAG